GGAGACAGACAGAUAAAGGCGGUAUUAGACCUGUUUUUGUUCCCGUUACACCUGCGUUAGCCAUGCGAAUAUGAACGUCACGAUUUCCAACACACGGCUUUAAAUAUUCGGGUUGUCAUGUCCUCCUCCUCACAGCGGAGACCACAGACUGACGAGCAUCGGUGGAGCUCCCGGUAACAGAAGGCUAUCAUCAUGUCUCCUCCUCAGUCAACCCGCCGCCUCCUGCUGACGGCAACGACACUAAAAAGAGACUCUGCUGUGCCAUCCUGAUGCAUCAGUCCAGCCACCAUGCAGUGCUCCUGGAAGUCCAUAAUGCUGCUAGCAUUAGCAUCCAUCGCCAUCCAGUAUACAGCUAUCCGCACCUUUUCCACCAAGCCUCUGAGCCUGCUGUAUUCUGUCGGUCUGGCGACUACGAGCCAUGCAGUCAACUGCAGCCUCAAAAAUCCCACUAAACUCGUGCGACUCCGACAGACACCAGAGGGUUCAGACCAAGGCUGUAAUGAGACCAGGACACCUUCCUCCUCUUCCUCUUCCUCUUCCUCCUCUGACUCCAAAAAUGCCAAGAAGAGGACACACAUACUCAUUUUGGCAACAACACGGAGUGGAUCCUCCUUUGUGGGCCAGCUAUUCAACCAACACCCUGAGGUAUUUUACCUAUUCGAGCCUCUGUACCAUGUCCAGUUGGCUCUGCUUCCUCGACUCUCACAGAGCAAGAACCUUGCUGAGAGGAGGGUGAUGCUGGGUGCAGCGAGAGAGCUGCUGAGGUCUCUGUACCACUGUCACCUCAGCAGUCUGGAGAGUUACAUACGACCUCGUCCCACAAACCACUCAACUGACAAGCUGUUCAGACGAGGAGCCAGCCGGUCUCUGUGUUCCCCCCCUGUAUGUGAGGCUCACCUGAGCCAGGAGGCUCAGAGUUUGGUGCUUGCUGAUGAGGGGGAGUGUGUGAGGAGGUGUGGACCACUCAACCUGUCACUGGCUGCUGAAGUCUGUAGCACAAAGCGCCACGCAGCCAUCAAGACCGUCAGGAUUCCCCAAAUCAGUGACCUCAGAGCACUGAUCCAAGACCCUAGACUCAACCUGAAGGUGGUGCAGCUCGUCCGUGAUCCACGUGGCAUCCUCGCAUCACGUAUCGAAACAUUUCGAGAUACUUACCGUCUGUGGCGUCUGUGGAGAGCAACCGGACAUAGACCUCACAAUCUGGACCUUGGACAGAUCAACUCAGUGUGCGAGGACUUCCUAAGGUCUGUGUCCACAGGGCUGUCUCACCCGGCCUGGCUCAGAGGGAGGUACAUGCUGCUGAGGUACGAAGACCUGGCUAGGUUUCCUCUCCAGAAGACCCGAGAGCUCUACAGCUUCCUGGGCCUGGAUUUGGACCACAGUGUUGAGGACUGGAUCAUCAACAACACCCGGGGGAGCAGCGACCUGUCAUCACGGCAGAAGUUCACCACAGUUCGGGACUCUGCUGCUAAUGCAGAGAACUGGAGGGUGAAGCUGUCCUUCGACAUGGUCGUAUACACUCAGACCGCCUGUCAGCCUCUGCUGGAGCGCCUCGGAUACAAGAGAGUGUUCCACCCCAGAGAACUGAGAAACCUCUCGCACUCUUUGGUGGAGGACAGGACGUUCUUUCCAUAUCUUUAAACAACUGAUGAUUUACAUACAUCCAGGACAGGCUUUAGAAAACCAUCCAUCAAGACAGUAUUAUAAUUUGUGAAGCACAGAUUACAUAAUCAGAGCUGUCUCACUGGCUGAUCUGGAUAUUCUCACUAUGGCUGUGUUAAAGAAGACCUGUGACCAUCCAUCUGUUUAAAACCUACAGUUCUGUAAGAUAAUCUGAUAUUAUUAUCAUUUCACUGUUAUUUCAUCAAUCUAUCUAUCUAUCUAUCUAUCUAUCUAUCUAUCUAUCUAUCUAUCUAUCUAUCUAUCUAUCUAUCUAUCUAUCUAUCUAUCUAUCUAUCUAUCUCCUUUUCCACAUAUAAUUUCUCAUAUAUAAACAACAUAAUGGCAGUGCAUAAAUAGAACCUAGUACAUUAAGAUUUCACUAUAUUACUAUCAACUUCAUCAGAUGGUUUCCUUUAUUUUUAAAACAAUGGGUUUCAUAUUUUGGGAUUUGCUGUAAGUAACCAAGACAUUUUUGAAUAAUUCCAGCCUGCAGAGGCAGAGCACGCUGUGAUGGCAGCAGUGUAAUUUUGUAGGGUAAAGGCAUAAAAUUGCCACCAACAAGUUCAAGUUAUGGAUUCAUUAGGUUUCCAACCUGUAGAGAAACAAUCACAAUAGAGAUUUAUCACUUUGUUAAAGAUGAUGAUGCAGAACUCUCUUCAAGGUCACCAGACUCGAUUAACAAAAGUUUUCCCAGAUCACAGGAGUUGGUGUUCUCUUUGAGCCUUUACUUUGUGGGUGUUUUUAGGAUAUACUGGCUCAAACUUACUAUUGUAUUUAUUUAGCAAAGUCAUCUCCUAACAGAAACAGUGUAACUCAUUGCAGAGGUAGACCAGAAGCAAAUGCCAGUUAUGAUUACAGCAAAGACCUGUGCAGCUUGCUGAUAUAAUUUUUCAAUCAUUUUCACAGGGUCUGGGUUUUACAGAUUCCACUAGUGCUUAAGUCCUGCUGAACAAUACAUAUAAACUGCUACAUAGGUGUAAUGAUAAGAGAAUAGCAGGACCAGAGGAUUUUUUUAAUCCAUUAACUCAAAUGAAUUACACAUAACGAAACUUAAUUUCAACUGCAGCUUGUACAUAUUUAUUUACAUAAUGUUUUACUUGUGAAUACA
Cheilinus undulatus (humphead wrasse) is the source of this 2770-nucleotide messenger RNA. It is a transcript of the gene chst1, whose product is annotated as carbohydrate (keratan sulfate Gal-6) sulfotransferase 1. The coding region runs from base 289 to 1641 and encodes 450 amino acids. Gene Ontology annotation, molecular function: keratan sulfotransferase activity; N-acetylglucosamine 6-O-sulfotransferase activity. Gene Ontology annotation, cellular component: Golgi membrane. Lineage: Eukaryota; Metazoa; Chordata; Actinopteri; Labriformes; Labridae. The record is from RefSeq and is a predicted model, not a curated record. The transcript has 6 exons. Gene Ontology annotation, biological process: keratan sulfate proteoglycan metabolic process; N-acetylglucosamine metabolic process; carbohydrate metabolic process.